AUGAGAACACGGCCAUGUUGGAGAGCACUUGAAGCGCUCAUCAUCCUGGGGUUUUUCUAUGGAAUUGAUGCGCAAAAUGCCGACAAUAUCCAAGAUGGUAGGAACGAGACAAUCUCGACUAUUACUCUGACUGUGUCGAGAACCGGAGGAAACCAGUCAAGCCCGCUUCUUUAUGGCGCGAUGUUCGAGGAAAUGGAUCAUUCGGGAGACGGUGGCAUCCACGGCCAGCUCCUACAGAAUAAUGGCUUCCAGGGGUUCGAGCCCGGAAUCACUGCUUACAAGCCUGUUGGAGGUGUCAGUAUCAUUCAGGACGAUUUGACCCCGGUAAGCAAUGCCAUUAUAUCGUCGCUACAGGUAGCAGUGCCAUUUGGCACGACAGGCUACGUUGGCUUUGCAAAUGAGGGUUACGCCGGUGUUCCCGUCACGGCAGCGACUUACCAGACAUCUUUCUGGGUGAUGGGUGGAUAUAGCGGGACGGUUACCAUUCAGUUGGUAGAUUCGAUCAACGGCACUGUGUUUGCGACACAGAAUAUCACAGUUGAGAGUAAUCCGCAGCACUUUACAUUCUACGAGACGAGCCUAGAGUCUUCUCCUGCCGAGGACGGGAAGAACGAAUGGCAGUUACUGUUUGAUGGAGCUCAAGUCGGUGGUAGCUUUCUCAAUUUCGGACUACCGCAACUAUUCCCACCGACUUAUAAAAAUAGGACAAAUGGCUUGCGCCACGAUGUUGCAACUUUCUUAGAGGCCUCUAGACCACGCUUCCUUCGGUUUCCAGGAGGGAACAAUAUCGAAGGACUCAGUAUUGCGGACCGAUGGAUCUGGAAUCAAACCAUUGGAGAUGUUGUUGACCGUCCAGGACGUCCAGGGAACUGGUUCUACCCAAAUACUGAUGCCUUGGGCCUGGAUGAGUACAUGUGGUGGUGCCAUGACAUGAACAUGACUCCUGUCCUCGCCGUAUGGGAUGGAAAGUCAUACGGAGGCAUAGUCUCAGGUCCUGAACUGCAACCAUAUGUGGACGAUAUUAUGAACGAGCUUGAGUAUCUGACGGGGCCGCCGAACUCAACCUGGGGCAGUCUUCGCGCCAAACAUGGCCGCGAAGCACCUUGGUCAAUUGAAUAUGUCGAGAUUGGAAACGAAGACGAUCUAACAGGCGGAUGCGACACAUAUCCUGAUCGAUUCACCCAGAUCUACAAUGCGAUCCAUUCCAAGUACCCCAACAUCACCCUAAUCGCCUCUCAUGGGAACCCCGAGUGUCUCCCCGCGGCCCUUCCUCCAGGUGUCAUCAUCGAUCUCCACUACUACCGUUCGGACGAUGAUCUAGUGGCCAUGUUCAAUCAGUAUGAUAACGUCCCUCGCAAUCAACCACUCAUGGUUGGGGAAUGGGGCUGCAGAAAUACAAGUGCCGAGCGAGGGCAAUUCUGGACAUACAUGCGCGGGACAUGCGCAGAGGCCGUCUACAUGAUCGGAAUGGAGCGCAACAGCGACGUGGUCAAGAUGUCGGCGUAUGCUCCCUUGGUACAGAACUUCAAAUUCACGCAGUGGUCGCCCACAUUAUUCGGGGUAGACUCGAGCCCAGGUUCUUUGACUCCUUCUACAUCGUAUUUUGUGCAGAAGAUGUUUGCAUCCACUUUGGGUGAGAAGAUCGUACCAGUGACAUCGUCGACUGGAUUCGGGCCAUGUUACUGGGUGGCCUCGCGGACUAAUUCGACGUUCCAUAUCAAGAUGGCCAACUACCAAGGACAGAAUCAGACUGUUGAUGUGGUUGUCCCGGAGACAAAGUCAGGAACCCUUGAGAUGAUCUCGGGCCCUGAGUAUGCGGGAAAUCUACCAUCAGAUGUGCUACUUCGUCCAGAGAUACACAACAUCUCCAGCCCGUAUGGGGCGUAUUCAAUAAUUAUCCCGCCCUGGGGUGUAGCUGUACUAGCAGUCACAUAG
Messenger RNA from Aspergillus clavatus NRRL 1, 1935 nucleotides. Its product is annotated as putative alpha-L-arabinofuranosidase. Lineage: Eukaryota; Fungi; Ascomycota; Eurotiomycetes; Eurotiales; Aspergillaceae. The record is from RefSeq and is a predicted model, not a curated record. Gene Ontology annotation, molecular function: alpha-L-arabinofuranosidase activity. Gene Ontology annotation, biological process: L-arabinose metabolic process. The transcript has 7 exons. Bases 1 to 1935 code for a protein of 644 amino acids.